Sycon ciliatum is the source of this 11046-nucleotide messenger RNA. RefSeq lists its product as uncharacterized. The coding region runs from base 284 to 10573 and encodes 3429 amino acids. Gene Ontology annotation, molecular function: NAD+ poly-ADP-ribosyltransferase activity; transcription corepressor activity; NAD+-protein mono-ADP-ribosyltransferase activity. Gene Ontology annotation, biological process: protein poly-ADP-ribosylation; negative regulation of gene expression. NCBI's taxonomy places the organism in Eukaryota, Metazoa, Porifera, Calcarea, Leucosolenida, Sycettidae. Gene Ontology annotation, cellular component: nucleus; cytoplasm. The transcript is spliced from 10 exons. The record is from RefSeq and is a predicted model, not a curated record.
CACGUUAGGAAAGUGGUCAACUCCAAUCAACGGCGUAAUGAUGGGUUCAUUUGCCGACAUAACGAUACUGGAGAGACUCAACACGCACCAGCAACCGGCUAUGGCUGUAUCGUGUCCGCAUCGAUCGCUUUAUCACGGCCCGCUUUCCUGCCCAGCUCAUUUGGCCGUUCAGGUUUCUGAACGACCGGUACAAGACGCUCGUGUCGGAUCGAGUGACUUUCUUAUUACCACGACGACAUCAUUCUGAUCAGGAUUGAUUUUCAGUUGCUCCGCGGGGACCAACAUGGCCUCCGCACGAGCAAGAUUCGAAGUUCCCGGCGGCUGCGACCUGGACGUUGACGCACUUCUCUCGUCGUUGGCCUCUCGUGGCUGGCAGGCCGCAGAGUCUACCGAUGACGAACUGGGUGAGAGUGCGCGUUCCGGGCUCUUUCACGAGGAGGAUGGUGAGGACUCCACGGACGGAUGUGCCAGCUACAGCAUCAAAGUGGUUCGCAAGACUUCGCCAGGAGCAGGUCAAGGUGCGCCUGCAUCUGCUGACAGCUUCAGCGUCAAUGGAGUGCAGGUCAGACUCCUCAUGGAUCAGGUGUGUGAGGUCGCCAUCAGUGGCUCGCGUCUCAAUGAUGAGCAAACAAUGGAUGACAGGGCGGUUGUCGUGGAAAAGAGACGUUCAGACCCCAUUGGCAAUGGUGAUACUGGUGAUAUUUCCGUUCUUUCUGACAGAUCUCAGAAAGGAGCUGGCCGCAAUGACAUUGAUGCUUUGCACAGUGGGGAAUCAGCAGCAGCAGUGCCAGCUGUAAUCAGAGACUGCAAUGGCACCAACGGUAUUCCCAUGAAUAACGGUGCAACGCAAAUGAACGUCCAGACAACACAGGCAAGUAGCUCCAGUGAGGAGUGUGAUGCAGCGCAAAAGUCAACCCCCAAAGUGGCAACGAAGGCCAGCACAGCUUAUGAAGCUAAACAGAAUGCAGCAGUUGCAGGUAUAGUUUCACGCGGUGCUGACAGCGAAGCUGAUACUUCUACCGUGAAUGGUGAUGGAAAAGCAGCAAUGGACGAGGCUGGAUCUUCAGAUGCGGCAUCACCCUUCGAUGGAAAACGGGAUGGUGACAAGGAGAGAGCGGUGAAGGCCACGACGAGUCCUGAGACUAUGGCAAGUGACAAGAAAAGCGUCAGUGGGAGAACUGAGACUGAGGACGUUUCCAAGCGGCAUACACUGCCUGCAGGUAUCAGCGAUGGUGGACCUGCCGGCAAUGGUUGCAGAGAUGCUGCUGAUAAUGACAGCAAGCAACAAGGCAACUGUACCAUGCCCACUGGUGUCUCCACUAUUCACCAGACUGUCAAAGACCACUCUGGUAGUAGUCCAGCUGCACUUCUGCAACAAACUACUGGUCCGGAUCUGUCACGUGGAAAGGAAGCAGAUAAUCUAUUCCCACCGGCUGCUGUGCAUCUGCCGACGGUGGAAACUGCAGCCGGUGCCGAUAGUAACUCACCCACGAGUAAUACCAAACCUGCAGAUCCUGCGCUCCAGGAUUUAGAACCAGCAUCAUCAUCACCAUCACCAUCAGCAGCAGCAGUAUCAGCAGCCGCACUAGUGGCAGCAUCAUCACCAGUACCAGCACCAGUAGCAGCACCGGCACCAGUAGCAGCACCAGUAGCAGCAACAGCACCAGUAGCAGCACCAGCACCUGUUGCAGCACCAGCACCAGUAGCAGCACCAGCACCUGUUGCAGCACCAGUAGCAGCAUCAUCACCAGUACCGGUACCAGUAGCAGCACCAGUACCAGCACCAGCACCAGUACCAGUAGCAGCACCGGCACCUGUAGCAGCACCGGCACCAGUAGCAGCACCAGUAGCAGCACCAGCACCAGUAGCAGCGCCAGCACUAGCACCAGCAGCAGUAGCAGCAGCGGCUGGAGAUACUAUUCUGGACACGUUGGGCACAUUAUCUGCGGAUCAGGUAAAUCCUGGCCCUAUUGGCACAGAUGAGGUGCAAGGGAGUACUACCGCCACUGAGGUGCAAGGGAGUACUACCGCCACUGAGGUGCAAGGGAGUACUACCGCCACUGAGGUGCAAGGGAGUACUACCGCCACUGAGGUGCAAGGGAGUACUACCGCCACUGAGGUGCAAGGGAGUACUACCGCCACUGAGGUGCAAGGGAGUACUACCGCCACUGAGGUGCAAGGGAGUACUACCGCCACUGAGGUGCAAGGGAGUACUACCGCCACUGAGGUGCAAGGGAGUACUACCGCCACUGAGGUGCUAGGGAGUACUACCACCACUGAGGUGCAAGGGAGUACUACCGCCACUGAGGUGCAAGGGAGUACUACCGCCACUGAGGUGCAAGGGAGUACUACCGCCACUGAGGUGCUAGGGAGUACUACCGCCACUGAGGUGCAAGGGAGUACUACCGCCACUGAGGUGCUAGGGAGUACUACCGCCACUGAGGUGCUAGGGAGUACUACCGCCACUGAGGUGCAAGGGAGUACCCCCACCGCCACAACUACACCUGUACAGUUGCCUACUGACAUCAGAGAUAUCAGAUCGGAAUCCUCUCCAAUGUCCCAGGAUCCGGGUAUCAGAGAUAUCAGAUCGGAAUCCUCGCCAAUGUCCCAGGAUCCGGCCAUCAGAGAUAUCAGAUCAGAAUCCUCUCCAAUGUCCCAGGGUCUGGCCAUCAGAAAUAUCAGGUCGGAAUCCUCGCCAAUGUCCCAGGAUCCGGCCAUCAGAGAUAUCAGGUCGGAAUCCUCGCCAUUGUCCCAGGGUCCGGCCAUCACCCCUGAUGCGGAAGCAAAGGUGGUAAUCGGCACGGCAGAAGAGGAAAGUGGCGAUGUCCAAGGCAGUGACUCAGGCGAUGCAGUAACUCCAACUGGCUCUCCAUCACAGUCAUAUACGUACAUCAACCAAGUACUGCAUCUACCUGAUCACCAGGGACAAGCACCCACUCCAACUGAUUCAGCAACCAUGGGAAGCGCUGCUGCUGCUGGUGUUGCUGCUGCCAACGCAUCGGUGCAAACUCACAACGACCAACAACUAGUCACUACAUCACCACCGUACACAUCCACACGACAGGUCCCACCAGCGGCUAGCCCCGGUCCAGCUGCCACUUCCGCUCUGGCCGUCACUUCCGCUUCAUCUGAAUCUCCCGAUCUGGAUGUGACAUCUGCUUCAUCUGACACUCUCGAUCUGGCUGUGACAUCUGCUUCAGCUGGCACUCCCGAUCUGGCUGUGACGUCUGCUUCAUCUGAAACUCCCGAUCUGGCUGUGACGUCUGCUUCAGCUGGCACUCCCACUCGGAUCGUCACUUCCGCUCUAGCUACCACUCCCGUUCUGGCCGUUACUGCUGCUCAAGUUACCACUGCCACUCUUCCCGUCAUUCCCGCUCUGGCUGACACUCCUGCUGCGGCUGACACUCCUGCUUCGGCUGACACUCCCGCUCUGGCUUUUACUCCUGCUCCGGCUGACGUGACUCCUGCUCCGGUUGCUGCUCCGUCAAAGCGGUUGGUCCUGCUCACCGGAAUCCCGGACUCGUUCCAAUCUCUUCUCCUUCUUAUGUACUUCCGCAAGGAGAAAACCAGCGGUGGUGGUGGUCAGGUGGAGAUCGUACAAGAGCUUAGACAACAUGGGUGUGUACUGCUCAGAUUCCAACAUGCAGAUGCUGCCAGCCGUGUUGUCAAGCAAAGCAGGCACACCCUUCCUGGACACGCGCAGCACACGCUGCAUGCCGAAUGGGUCCAGGACGGUCCUGACACGACGGCCAUCCACUUGAGCGGCCUGGAGGGAGGCACCGCCGACGAAUCGACUAUCCGACAGGCGUUGUCUCGUGUCGUAGGGCCAAGCGCAGGCACCGUCUUGAUUUCCAUAUCCAGCUCCACACCAAUCGCAGAGGCCAUAGUGGAAUUCAAUGAUAUCAACGAGGUUGAAGCGGUUAUGUCGGCGUAUCACACUGGAUGCAUGUCGAGCCUGGGUGCUAAUGCUCACAUCAGCAGAUACUGUCCCGGACUCACUCUCUUAGUCAGCAACUUACCAGAUGAACAAAAUGCUUCCAAUGCGUUCCUGGAGAUGUAUUUUUCCUCCGGCAUUGCUGGCGGUUGUCCUGGUGUUCAGAUGCUGAGUAGAUUGCCGGGAGGAAAGGCUUUAGUACUUUGCCCCAAUCUUCAAGCACGACUUGGCAUUUGUUCCAAACAGCAAAGGAUUGCGGAUCAGCUACAGCUCUCUGUGUGCCCGCACGCACUGGCGAGGGACGAAACUCAGUCGGCACCACGUCCGACAAAUGAUACUGACGCAACCAAUAUAGCAGCUCAAGAUGGACAUACCCCUCGUAGCAAACAGUCUACCCGGCAAACAACGGAGAUAUCAACUCGAGCUAACGACAUCCUCCGUGAUCACAUUCUGGUGGAAGGCCUGCCUUUAGAGUGCGGUGAAGACAUGCUGAAGCAAUACUUUGCGAAAUUGCCGAGUGCUUCUGCCACGGCUCCUGAGUGUAUUGAUGUAGUGAGUAUGCAGCCAGGACGAGCACUGGUACACUUCAACAAGCACGUCGACUUUGAUCAAAUCAAACGUACUGCCUCCAAACAAGCAUUGCUCACGGAUUCUUCUGGUUGCAUGCUUGGCAUUGAGCGUGUCCGAAGGUCCCGUCAUGUGCUUGUGGAAGGAUCUUUCCCGGGUUCUGGUGUGGAGGCUUACCUACUGGACAUAUUUGGAGCUCAACACGUUGCAGGCAUCCAGCAACGUACGUCCCAUUCUGCUCGCGUCAUCUUCCACACUGCUGAUGAUUCGGUCAAGGCCAGAUCAAAUAUUGAUGCUGCCAACCUUCACCUGAUGAUCACCGAAGAGUUUGCCGGCCUGCACUUCCCCGCAGGUAAUGAUGUGGCACCUUCACAGCAUGCACGUAGCCUAGACAGUGGCACUGGCUGCGGAGGAGAAGCACCAGCUGAAUUUACAAUUCAGCUUAACGAGGUCGAGAAGACCUUCCUGAAAGUCCAGCCGGACUACACGCGGGGCCUGCGUAAGGAACUGACUGGCCCAACGUACUGUGCUGACAUGAAGCACAGCCGUAUCCGCGGUGAGAUCACUCUGUCUCCUCUGGCUGGCGCUGACUUUAUCAGCAACUGGAACCACGCCGUGAGCACUGCAGUGCAGAAGAGGAUGGUAGAGAUCGAACACUGCACGGUGGCCAUACCGACAGAGCUAGCAGACGAGGACCUCAACUUAGAAGACAUAGAUCUCAGUCUUGAUGGUGUCCACGUCACAAUGUGUAAGGAGACAGCUGAAUAUCGUCUGAUUGGGUUAUGUCCAUCACUGGAUCAAGCGCGCACUGACUUGGCAAGUGCACUCACUGCAGCUAGGGAGGAGAAACUGCUGGUAAGCCGAACUGUAUCCAUUGGUGCCGACGCCAUGAAGGUGUUUGUGAGUGUUGGCAUGCUGCAGAAGGUGCAGCGUGACUCAAACGUUAUCAGCAUAACACCAACUGGCAGCGAUUGUGCAAACUCAACUCUUCUCUUUGUCCGAGGUCGGGCAGAUCCUGUUGCUAAGGCAGUACAAUGCCUUCAAGUCUCAGCACAGAAAGUGAUCCGUGUGCCGCUGGUUUUCUCCUCUCGCUACCAGCAGCUGAUGUCUACUCCCGCUGGCAAGAAGUACAUACACGACCACCUUCAGCAUGCUGCAUGUCAACUUGCUGUGAGCCGUGUAGAUGGCAUUGAAGUGAGUCGACUGCUUUGCUUCCAGGAAGACGAACAAGCUGUUCAUGAAGCCGUCAGGCAUCUCAUGGACACCUUGACCGAGUUGAAGGUUUCUCUAGACAAUGUUGGUAUGUUCAUGGCUCGGCAAGUGGAGUGGCAGACACAGGUACUGGAUGAGAUCUUGUCGCAAGAUCUGUGUGCCGAUGUUCGGCUUCAACCCCAGGAUUCCUGCGUGAAUGUCAGUGGCGAGGCCAGUGCUGUGAUGAUGGUCAAAUAUCUUAUAGAGCAGUACAUCAGCAGUGGUGACAGAGUGCAGCAAACAGUGCCAUUUACGUCAGACCAUCAUCUGAACUAUUUUCAGCGACACAUGAACGCUAGCUUUGCCUAUUUGGUCAGCAAGGCUCGCUCGCGUGCUGUGACGAUAUCUCUGAGCUCUGUGCCACCAGCUGUUCUCCUGGAAGGCCUGCAGGUCGAAGUGUCAGGGGUACAAACUGAGCUGAAGCCAUUGCUCGUUUGCCACGAGGAUACGCUGUGCAUCUCUCGCCCAGGCAUUCAGUGUCACAUGGGAAAGGAUGAUGUCGGAACCAUGUUGGCCAGUGUAGAGGCUAAGCACGGAGUGCUGGUCCAGCGCUUCUCCCCGUCCCAGGAAGAUAGCCAUGACACAAAGAUGGGAGCGAAAGGAGGUACUGCUAGCACAAAGCCCAGAAGCGAAACAAGAAACAAUAUUGGCAGCUCUGAUUCUGUCAACGGUGCUGGCGGUAGCGAUGAUGACAAUAUCCUUAUUGAGCAACAUGCAGACAUCUUGCUGAAGAGACGUGCAUGCCAUGGCAAAGACAUACUGGUCUGCAAGGGCGACAUCACCAAGUUCCCUUCCUCAGCUAUUGCCAAUGCUUGCAAUGAACAGCUAGCCCAUGGUGGUGGAGUGGCGGCUGCCAUAUCUCGUGCAGGCGGGCAUAGCAUCCAACAAGACAGCCAUGACUUCAUCCGCCGAAAUGGACCAUUAUCUGUCACUGCAGUGUACGCUAGCAAAGUGGUUGGGAAGCUGCCAUGUCAGAUGAUCUUACAUGCUGUUGGUCCAAGAUGGAGCACUACCUCUCCGCAACGAGUCACUUCGGAGCUGUACAAGUGCAUUUCCAACAUUCUGGAUGAAGCCAGCCAUUUGGAAAGUGUUGCAAUUCCUGCAAUCAGCUCUGGAAUUUUCGGCUUCCCGGCGCAGGUCUGUGCAACUCAGCUUGCCAACGCAGCUGUUGAGUGGUGUCGGACACAUGCAGACAGUCGACUACGCAAUGUGAUCUUCAUCGACAUCAAUGAAUCCAUUCUUUUUGCUCUCAAAGAGCAGGUUCAAACGGCCACAUCUGGUGAGAGCGAGAUCCAGGACAAACCACCGCACUCCUCAGCUACAGGACGUGAUGAAGCUAUUGGAGCACGUCACAACAGCAGUGUGAACGGUUACAGCCUUGACAGCAGCAGCAGCAGCGACUCCGAUGGGAGUAUUGACGAAGAUGAUGUGACUGAGAAGUUUGGCCAACACGCAGACAUCUUGCUGAAGAGGCGUGCAUGCCGUGGCAAACACAUACUGGUCUGCAAGGGUGACAUCACCAAGUUCCCUUCCUCAGCUAUCGCCAAUGCGUGCAAUGAACAUCUGAGACAUGGUGGUGGAGUGGCGGCUGCCAUAUCUCGUGCAGGCGGGCCUAGCAUCCAACAAGACAGCAAUGCCUUCAUCCGCCGAAAUGGACCAUUAUCUGUCAGUGAAGUGUACGCUAGCAAAGUGGUUGGAAAGCUGCCAUGUCAGAUGAUCUUACAUGCUGUUGGUCCAAGAUGGAGCACUACCUCUCCGCAACGAGUCACUUCGGAGCUGUACAAGUGCAUUUCCAACAUUCUGGAUGAAGCCAGCCAUUUGGAAAGUGUUGCAAUUCCUGCAAUCAGCUCUGGAAUUUUCGGCUUCCCGGAGCAGGUCUGUGCAACUCAGCUUGCCAACGCAGCUGUUGAGUGGUUUUGGACACAUGCAGACAGUCGACUACGCAAUGUGAUCUUCAUCGACAUCAAUGAAUCCAUUCUUUUUGCUCUCAAAGAGCAGGUUCAAAUGGCCACAUCUGGUGAGAGCGAGAUCCAGGACAAACCACCGCACUCCUCAGCUACAGGACGUGAUGAAGCUAUUGGAGCACGUCACAACAGCAGUGUGAACGGUUACAGCCUUGACAGCAGCAGCAGCAGCAGCGACUCCGAUGGGAGUAUUGACGAAGAUGAUGUGACUGAGAAGUUUGGCCAACAUGCAGACAUCUUGCUGAAGAGGCGUGCAUGCCGUGGCAAAGACAUACUGGUAUGCAAGGGCGACAUCACCAAGUUCCCUUCCUCAGCUAUUGCCAAUGCUUGCAAUGAACAUCUAGGCCAUGGUGGUGGAGUGGCGGCUGCCAUAUCUCGUGCAGGCGGGCAUAGCAUCCAACAAGACAGCAAUGACUUCAUCCGCCGAAAUGGACCAUUAUCUGUCAGUGAAGUGUACGCUAGCAAAGUGGUUGGGAAGCUGCCAUGUCAGAUGAUCUUACAUGCCGUUGGUCCAAGAUGGAGCACUACCUCUCCGCAACGAGUCACUUCGGAGCUGUACAAGUGCAUUUCCAACAUUCUGGAUGAAGCCAGCCAAUUGGAAAGUGUUGCAAUUCCUGCAAUCAGCUCUGGAAUUUUCGGCUUCCCGGCGCAGGUCUGUGCAACUCAGCUUGCCAACGCAGCUGUCGAGUGGUGUCGGACACACGCAGACAGUCGACUACGCAAUGUGAUCUUCAUCGACAUCAACGAAUCCAUUCUUUUUGCUCUCAAGGAGCAGCUUGAAACGGCAUCAUCCCGGCACCAGAGUGUUUUUGCGGAAGAAGCUGUGCGUAGUUCUACUAGAAGGUUUGAACAUACCACCGACUCUCAUCAGAACAUUGGGACAACGAAAGGCGAGCAGGGCAAGAAAUCGAAAUCAAGGGGCCUCUUGAAGAAGCUCAAAAACCACUUGCCAUCGGCCACUACUGUCCACUCGGCAUUGAAACCCACUGCUAGAGCUGCUGCUGCAGCGGCGGCUCAGUUCUAUACAUCUGAUGAUGAUCAGCAACAUCUGUUUCAUGUCGGAAAGACAUCGAUUGUCGUGAAGCAAGGAUGCAUAGCCGAAUGCAGUAGCAACGCCAUAGUGAACUCAUGUGGCUCUCAGCUGAACAUGUCUGUCUCCGGUGCAGCCUCGCAGGCAAUAAGCAAGGCGGCUGGUAGCGGCUUGCAGCGCGACUGCACCGUGCGCGUCGCAAAGCAUGGGCCAGUGCCGGUGGGAAGUUUUCAUGUGACGGCUGGCUACAACCUAGCUACCAGCAUAGUGUACCAUUGCGUUGUGCCGCACUGUACCGACGCUGGAGCAGAUAAGGAUCUGGGCAAGAUAGUGGGAGAUAUCUUAAGACAUGCUAGCAAGUACAGCAUAUCGUCCAUAGCAUUUCCAUCACUUGGUGCUGGUCGGAAUGCCUUUCCUCCUCGUCGCUCUGCUGAGCUUCUCAUCGGUGCUGCUCGGCAGUUUGCCAGAGAGAAUCCGAACACAUCAGUUCAGAGGAUUGUCCUGUGCAUACAUGACGAGGUCGUCCUCAGCCAGUUCAGAACAGUCGCUGGCAAGCUGCUAACAACGCACGCAGGCGACACGCCCAGUGACGGUGUAUCUAGAGUGCUUACACUGCAACCCGGACGUGCUGUGCAACCUGGACGUGAUGUGGUGCUCUUUCAGCCAACACACAAGGACACGGCCCAGCGGACUAGCACAGCGCUUGCUAGGAGUACGGACAAGCCAAGCUGCCCGGUGCAGGUCAGCGUCAAAAGCGGUGACAUUACACAGGAGAAUGUGGACAUCAUUGUGAUCACAGCAAUGCCAGAUUUGAGAAUGCAGAGCGCCAUGCUCUCCAAGAUUGUGGCUCAAAAAGCUGGUAACACUGUCCAGGCUGCGCUGGAUAAGGUCAAGUCAAGCAGGAUCAUCAGGUGUGGGCAAGUCUGCAGCACACCUGGUGGUAAGCUGCCUUGCAAGUUCAUCAUUCAUGCUGUGAUGGAGUACGCAGCCAGAACUAUGUAUCCUCGCGACUUUCUGAAAUCGCUUGUUUCCGAGUGUCUGGUCGAGGCAGACCGUCUCAACUGCAACAGCAUUGCUUUCCCGGCCCUUGGUGCAGGCGGGCUAGGAUUCUCGACGAGCGAUUGUGCUGAUUCCAUACUGGCAGCUAUUGCUGAACAUGCUGCGAAGCGAGACACAUCUAAGGAACUCAAGUCCAUCUCUCUGGUGAUCUUCCAGGAUGCUUGCGUCCAAGUGUUCAUGGAUGCUAUCAAGCACUACCCAGCACUGACUGCUGGUUCAGCUGCCAACGUCAGCUCCUCGAUGGCUGUGUCAGAGAACCCCAAGAGAAAACACUCUUGCCAUGAAACACCCAGCCCAGUAUCAGCAGCGCCAGCCAAGAUGGAGCAUGUCAGCCGAGACCCGGGAGCAUCCAAAGUCGUUCGUGCCCAAGAGGAGAUCAGAUUCAGGCUGCUGGGAUCCAGCAGCAAUGCUGUGCGGGAUGCGAAAGCCGACGUGAACAGAAUCGUUGGCCACACGCUAACGUGUCGCCGCGUGGAUGAUGAAGAUCUGCACCUUCUGUCUCAAGAUGACCACGGACGUAUCCGCAAGCAGGCUGGCAUGCACGAUGUAGUGGCCGUAUUCAGCGGCACUGCUAGCAUUCAUCUCUAUGGCCGUAAAGCAGAGGUGGCUGCUGUGGAAAGUCAGAUCCUGCAGUUGUGUGUGACAGCCUGGACGCAAGCAUUUGCACAGAACAACGAGGGCGUGCAACGUGCAACAACACAGAAAAAGCAAUACUCACGUGACGUGGCCUGGGAAGAUGUUGGUGAUCUUGACUCUACCGAAGUGUAGCUAUCUAUCGUCCAACUUGCCCAGCCAGGAAAGCCGCAAACAAACUGGUCGCAGUCUCAGUCAGUGGAUCAUUCGUUGCAGCUUUUUUUUCAAAACCGUGGCACCUUAAAAGAUAAUGUCUUCCUGGUUUGUAGCUGCAUAGUAUUUGUAAUUUUAACACAGUGGUAAAUAAUGUUAACUCCAGUAGUGGCCGAGGGUUCCAGUUGGAAAGGGUUGGCUACAUGUUGGUGAUGUAUUGUUUGGCUCAGAUGAGCGCUGCAGCUUCCUUUUUUCCUCCCCAUUUUUAAAUUCUCUUUCAUACGGCGGGAUGGCCUCUGAUUGGGCUAACCUGGCUAAAUGCCCCAAAAAUGACUUUGUGGUAACAAUACAUUGCCUGUCAAUAGCAUACCGUUGUAGUUGUAUGCCAUGAAUGUGAAGGGUUUCCAUGAUGUUUCUCUUUCCUAACAGUUACUGAACGUGCUGAAGUUUUCGAA